AUGAAAUUUAAGAGGUUAUUAAACAAGUGGCAACAUCGCAGACUCUUGUCAAAUUAUCAGAAAUUCACCGGUGUUGAUGUGUUAUUUACUUGCGGAAUUUUGUCUUCUGAAGUGCCACGACCGAGGGGCGUUUCACUAUCGAGAUCUUCGCUGUACAUUCCGAAUAAAGAGUUCGCUUGUUUCGAUGGUUCGAAAACGAUCCCUUUCUCGCACGUGAACGACGAUUAUUGCGACUGCCCGGACGGUAGCGACGAACCCGGCACUUCCGCCUGCCCGAACGGAAGUUUUUACUGCACGAAUGCUGGCCACAAAGCCGAAAACCUCCCCUCGAACAGGGUGAACGAUGGCAUCUGCGAUUGUUGCGACGGCACCGAUGAGUACGAGAGCGGGGUACGGUGCCCGAACAACUGCCUGGAGUUGGGGAAAUCCGCCAAAGAGGAGGCCCAAAGAAUGGCUGAAUUGAUUAAAGUGGGGAAAGAACUCAGGGCAACAUUAAGUCAAAAAGGUGUUAAGCUGAAAGAGGAGAAGACUAACAAACUCGUGGAACUGGAGCAGAACAGAGAUGAGGCUGAUAAAUUGAAGGCGGAAAAGGCCGAGAUCCUGAAGAGGGCCCAGGAUUUGGAACAAUCUGCUUUGGAAAAGUACAGAGUCAUAGAGGAGGAGGAGAAGCAAAGGAAAGCGGAAUUUGAGGCCGCCAAAAAUAGAGAAGAAGCUCUGGCGGAUUUUAAAAUCUACGACAAAAAUCAGGACUUGUUAGUUGAUGUGUCCGAACUUCAGCAAAUACCAGUUUUGGAUAAGGACAAGAAUGGUGAAGUUUCUGAAGAGGAAGCUAAAUACUUUUUGAGCAACGAGGAGUCCCUGGACGAAGUAGCUUUCAUCGAAAAAGCUUGGCCCUUGAUAAAGGGCCACAAACUCGCAGUGUCAGGUAGUUUGUACAAACCACCCAUGGUGGAAGCAAAAGAGGAUGCUGAAGGCGAUGAGGAACAUAUUGAAGGAGAUGAGGAAGAGGAUCAAGAACAGGAAGAAGACCACCACGAAGCGGAGGAAGAACGAGCGGAAGAACCUUCACCAACGAUAACUUACGACGAAGAAACUCAGAGGCUUAUCGCGGAAGCGGAUUCCGCCCGCAAGGAAUCCGCAGAUGCGGACAAGCAAGUGCGCGACAUCGAUGCGGAAAUAAAAGACAUUAAGGAGUACUUGGAGAAGGAUUUCGGGCCGGAGGAGGAGUUCGCGUCCCUGGACGGCGAGUGCUACGACUACCACGACCACGAGUACAUCUACAAGCUGUGCCCCUUCAGACACACGUUGCAGGUGCCCGUGUCCGGGGCGUCGGAGAUACGCCUCGGCGCCUGGGGCAGGUGGUCGGGCAACCAGGACAACAUCUACUCGAGCAUGUUAUUCGAGAAGGGGCAGAGUUGCUGGAACGGGCCUCAGAGGUUGACGCACGUGAAUGUUGCGUGUGGGGGCGAAAAUAAAGUAACCUCGGUCUCCGAACCGAAUCGGUGCGAAUAUUUGUUCGAGUUUUCCACUCCUGCGGCCUGCAGGGAACUCGCUAGUGAUAACAGAGAUGAGGAAGAAGGUCAAGAACAGGAAGAAGACCACCACGAAGCGGAGGAAGAACGAGCGGAAGAACCUUCACCAACGAUAACUUACGACGAAGAAACUCAAAGGCUUAUCGCGGAAGCGGAUUCCGCCCGCAAGGAAUCCGCAGAUGCGGACAAGCAAGUGCGCGACAUCGAUGCGGAAAUAAAAGACAUUAAGGAGUAUUUGGAGAAGGAUUUCGGGCCGGAAGAGGAGUUCGCGUCCCUGGACGGGGAGUGUUACGACUACCACGACCACGAGUACAUCUACAAGCUGUGCCCCUUCAGACACACGUUGCAGGUGCCCGUGUCUGGGGCGUCGGAGAUACGCCUCGGCGCCUGGGGCAGGUGGUCGGGCAACCAGGACAACAUCUACUCGAGCAUGCUCUUCGAGAAGGGGCAGAGUUGCUGGAACGGGCCUCAGAGGUUGACGCACGUGAAUGUUGCGUGUGGGGGCGAAAAUAAAGUAACCUCGGUCUCCGAACCGAAUCGGUGCGAGUAUUUGUUCGAGUUUUCCACUCCUGCUGCUUGCAGGGAACUCGCUAGUGAUAACAGUGAUUUGCACGAUGAACUGUAG
Molecule: messenger RNA, 2157 nt
Organism: Brassicogethes aeneus
Lineage: Eukaryota; Metazoa; Arthropoda; Insecta; Coleoptera; Nitidulidae
Source: the annotation of a GenBank genome assembly